Molecule: messenger RNA, 2449 nt
Organism: Cladocopium goreaui
Lineage: Eukaryota; Dinophyceae; Suessiales; Symbiodiniaceae
Source: the annotation of a GenBank genome assembly
AUGGAUCUUGCUGAAGUUGACGCUGGAGGUAGCUCUCUGAUGUGGUCAUGGUGGUCUUUGAUCCUGUGCAUGUGCGCCACUUGGUCCUCUGUCCGUGAUGGGACUGGUCUGGUGCUUACUGGCCUCUUGGAUGGAGCUCCUGAAGUGCUCACUCUGCUGGAUGUUGUCCUGGUGCAGCAAGUCUCUAUUCCGUUGCUGAAGGUGGAUGAUGGUACUAAGGUGUUGUUUCACUCACUGCAUACCUGGGAGGACUUCUUCAAACUGGUCGAUGCUUGCUGCGGGUUUGGUGGUCCUACACAUGGGGCCCAUGCCGUUGGUGUGCAAACCAUGGUUGCUGUUGACUCUAGUGCCCGUAUGGUGACCUUACACAAGGUUCAUGGAGGAUGUGAGUAUGUGAUCGGUGAUGCUGGCUGUCCCCAGGUGAUCGCUGGAGUGUGGUCCACGUGUAAUCAUGCUGCGGUGAAGAGUGUGGGAUUUUCAUGUCAGCCGUUUUCGCAGUUUGGUGAUCGGAAAGGAGGGGCAGACCCUUGUGCUAUGUCCCUUCCUAACAACCUCAGAGCUGCUCCGUCUCAGCGUGUUCAUGGUUUGGUGCUUUCAUGCGUUGUCCCUGCAUGCAGAGAUCCGUUCGUCUCACAACACCUUGAUAGGUUUGUCGACUGGUCUGGAUUUGUGAAGGAGAACAUCAUCCUUGAGCUCUCUGCUUUUGGUCAAGUACAACCGUUGAUGCAGAACCAAACACAGAUUGACGGGCAGUUUCUGGAGUUCACCCACCAUCAGUCUCAACAAGUUUCGAAUCUACAGGCCCUGAUGCAGGCCCCGUCUCAACACUUUUACGGACAAAGUGAGACCCAGUAUCAGUGCAUCCAGGCUAUGUUUGAGAAUCAGCUUUCUCAUAUACGUGGCUUGUUGCGGAAGUCCGGUUCAGGCUUUGCUGCCGUCUUGACCGUAGAACCUGCCAAUUUGCGUGGCCACUGUGCGGAAAACGCCGUGCGCAUCAAGCUGGGUAGCCCCAAGCACAUCCCAGGUAACGGCCGCCGCAUGAUGAAGUUUCGGCACCUCUGGUGCCUUGCCUGUCUUGCACUUGGCAGGCCGCACAGAGCUGGGGACCCCAGGGUGGACCCGGUGGGUGAAAUCAUGAGGUCUUCUGUGCUGAAUGAAGGCGCAGUGGACGCAGGGCAGACCCAGUCGGAGGAUCUCCAGGAUCCGGAAGAUCCGGUGCCCGAAUUACAACUCGAGGUCACAUCCCUGGCAGCGCCGGCGACUUCGCCCACGGUUACGGCGCUUCCGCGAAACAAAGCGGAGAUGCCGGAUGAUGACAUUCAGAACCUGGAAAGGUCGGUCUUAAACCUGGUGAACCAAGGGGCCUCGCCGGGCAUGGUGACCUUCGUGGCGGAGGUGAGGAAAUUGGUGCAUGGGAAGAUGAAGAAGGAGUUGCAUCUGCAACACAGCGCCACCGAGAAGUCGUUGAACGCUUCCUACGUUGCCAUCGCCGGCUGUUCCUCUCGCGAUUGGAGAGAGAUGCUCAAUGUGGCGCUGUCGCGUGAUGUCAAUGGUUCUAGCUUGGAGACCUACAAACUCCCAGAGUUGGCCGAGGAUCACAGGAAGUGCCGCGACGUUGAAGCCGAGCGUGCGGAACGCGUGGCGGAUUUGCAGAGCUUGGCGGACGUCUUCAUGGCCAAUACGGUCUACACCUGCAAGCUCUAUGCGGGCAACGAGAGCGACCGCUUGCUGCCGGUGGGCGAUUCCAAUCGCUGUAUCAUGGAUGUGGAGAAGUAUCCUUUGAGCAGCAAGACCAGGCACAUCGACUACUUGAAGGAUCAACUGGCUUUCUGGGACGCGGAGUACCAGAAGAUCGUGGAUUCACGUGUGCAAUGCACGUCAAACACAAAGGCCUAUGAGGCGCACAAGGUCACGGUGGACCAAGCGAAAACUGCUCUGGCGGAGGUCCGCACAGCAUGCAACGAAGCGCAGGCCAAGAUGGAUGAAACUUCCUGUGGCUAUAAGGCCUCCAUCACGAAGAAAUGCGAGCUGGUGGCGCGCUGUCAAGAAAGCACUUGGAAGACCUAUAAUGAGACCUUGACCACAGCGAGGACAGAGGAGAUAUUCCUCAAGGCUCAGAUGAGCACAUUGGAGCGUAUCGAGUGCUAUUUGGGUGCCUUUGAGCUCAGUGAUAUGAGGGAAGGCAUCCUGCAGUGCAAAGACAAGGACUUUCAACAGCACGAGGAAGUCAUCAAAAUGUCGUUUCACGCCAGGGCCAGACCGGAGCCGAGUGAAUGCCAGAUGGAUAAGGAAAACGUGGCGGGCUAUUGUGCUUAUGAAGGUAAGUAUUACGCCAACACGUCCAAUCUCAGUCAAUCCUGCAAUGCAUCCUGUUGCAGUGAGCGCUGCCAUCCCUGACUGUGGGAGAGAAACGAUGCAGCUGUGGAAAAAUAUGGAGAUCUUAGGAGUU